Molecule: messenger RNA, 4775 nt
Organism: Porites evermanni
Lineage: Eukaryota; Metazoa; Cnidaria; Anthozoa; Scleractinia; Poritidae
Source: the annotation of a GenBank genome assembly
AUUUUGUGUUCCAUGCGUGGUCUUUCCAUUCGCGUGCAUGGUGUUCGACUGUUGAAUAUGUCGAACAUGGAGAAUUUCCUGGGGAUGUUAAGCGAGCAACUUGGUGCAAAAAUCUCAAUCAACACGACGGUUUUGAACCCCACGUAUCCGCUCAAGUUUGAAAGGUUUGGCGACGGAAAACUCGAAGACGACGCCGAGUUCCAAUCGCACGUCAAAGAGCUAUCGACACAGGGCCACGAUGUCGCGAUAGAAUUUGCUUCAGAUAAACGCUUCUACUCGAGCUCAAAGAUUUACAAGGCAGAAAAGAUGGCUAGAAAGGCAUAUGUUGAGGAUGAUCCUGUUGCUGCUGUUAGGAAAGCGUUGAAAAUAUCGCCUUAUUGCCCAGAAGCUUACAACGUAAUGGCGCAGUUCCAAGCUAACACCUAUGAAGAAGCGCUUGGUAAAGAUACUUCAUUUCGUCUACUGUGUGUUUUAAUUUCACGAAAAUGUAAAUUUUUCCAGUCUGUGAAUUUUUAUUUUGUCGUAGCUAAAAUAAUGCAGGGUCUAAUUCGCGAUGAAACGAUUGUAGGCUUGCUAUAUAUUGCAACUAAAGUCAUGGUUUGUGCCGAGGUCGACUGCAAUCUGAUAACUCCACUCUAAAUUCCGGUCAUGCAUAUUUCUCAUGUGUCGGAAAGCAUAACACAAUGGGCAAUUUUCUCGUGUGCCAUUGACGUGCAGAGUGUGGCCUAAAAUUGUACAGGGGCGGAUCCAGAAAUUUCAGAAAGGGGUGGCCUUUUUACUAUUUAUCUAUUUAUUCUUCAAAAAUAAUACGAAAUUUCCCAGAAAAGUGGCUGGCCGUCGUCCCUUUGGCCAACCCUAAAUCUGCCCAUGUUGCAGCUUUAAUUUUCGCACCCAUCACCUCACCUUAAUUACUCAUAACUUUCAUUAAAAAAAUGAUCUUUCAACUCACUCCGUGAGCCCUUUUUAUUUAGGCAGAUUCUUUACAGAUGUAUGUCACCCUGUACAGAUGAAUAUUUUCCAGUCAGUACCUUAUGGUUUGGACAAUGGUCAGGUGUCUAAUAUCAAAAAUAUCUUUCUUGAAAUCAGAGUUUUACAACAAGGCUGUGGAACUAGCACCAAAUGUAAGUGCUGAAUUUGAGCAAGAGUUACCAAAGCGGAGAGCUUGGUCUUUAAAUCACCUGCGAAGUUACUUUCGUGCGGUGCAUGGCCAAGCUAAUACCUUACGUAAGAUGGGGCGCUAUGAAGAAUCUCUCGAAAAGUAUCUUCAACUGGAAAAGCUGGACCCAGCGUUCUACAGGUUUGUUUUUUUUAUUUUUAAGCUUCACAGUAAUCAGGUUCUUUUUUUUUCAAUUUUACUGACUUAAACAGCUUAACAACAGUUUAACAGCACUCAACAAGGCUGUGCUCUAUGAAAAGUUGAAGGAAGCCCACUUCUCUGAACUAGUGAAAUCUAGGGGGCAUGGCAUAUGAUGUCUUUAAGGAAACCAAGAUUUUCGCGUUGCCAGCGAGUAAAAGUUAGGUGCCUGGGGCAACUGGACACUUCUAGAACACAGCCUUGCUCAAGAAAUAAUGAAAACUUUCUUCCAGCUUAAACAGUGUGGAAUUAAUGCAAACCACACAGUACACUCAUUUUCUAAUUUGACCAAGUGGGUGGACACUUAUAAUGUUCAGGGAGGGCACUUUAAAAAAAUGUGACCAGUGUAUCAUUAAAAAGCACUGCUUCAUUCUUAUAAUGGAGCUUGAAGAUGUUAUGUUCUUGGGCAAACAGACAACUGCACGCAAGAUGGCGGAUCAACUAAGAACUGUAUUAAUCAAAGAGCACAUGGGUUUUACAGUAACCGCAUACAUACUGCGGGCUCAGUAUGAAUUACUGACACUAUGACAAAUAAAUGAUUCACUAUAACAGAAGACUGGCCCUACAUUUGUAGCAAAUUUAUUACAGUUCCCAGAAAAUUGGCUGGGUAAAAGCCUGAAAGUAUGCCGGCAUAUUCAGGGAAAUAUGGCCUUUACUAGUACACAACAUCAUGUAAUAUACUUUUGUUUUGACUUUUUAGCUGGUGUUCAUAUGCCAACUGGAGGUACCAUGUAUUAGAAAUUUACAUGAAAUUGGGUGAUGACAGAGGAGCACUCAAGUUUGCCAUGAAAAAGUCCAAUGUAGAAGCUUUUCAAUUUUCUUCAUCAUGUGGGGCGUGGUUUUGGACCAAAGCAUUGCUUGACUAUCGCUACAAGCAACACAGAGGCUAUGCUGAAGACUUCUAUGAUGCAGUGAUAGACAGAAAUGACCCUGAAUCUCAGAAUGUUUUUAAUAGCUUUGAAGGCACAAUUUUAAGAGCCUUUCAGGCGUCACCAGAGACAUUAAGUUUUCUGACUGGUGAACGCAAGCUGCCUGACUGUCUGAUUCCUGUGCUCAUGGGAAACUGGAGGUCACUGACUAAUGUGGCCACUUACUGUCUGUCCAAUGCUGAACUUUGGCGCAACACGCCAGGGGCAUUGGAAUGGGCUGCAUCCAAUGCUAGGACAUUUAUGUGCUCAAUGAUUUUGGAUCAAGAUAAGGAAAACUGUAAAAGACUUGGUAUUCCAUGCACAGCCAAGAAAUUUAAAGAACUGCUCAGCCAAGGAAUUUUCUUCGAUGCAAAGGUUAAUCGAAGCACCAAGACAUUAGUGCACUGUGCCGUGUGUGGUGAAAUGCCUCAGUAUUUGCAGAUGCUGAUUGAUGCUGGUGCAAAUGUCAAGAUUGUCCCAAGAGGUGGCCGUGGUAUUCCACAACCUCUGCACAUGGCUUGUUAUUACAGCUUCAGCUCAGAGAUCAUCCAGAUUCUGUGCAAGGCAGGUUGGUACCCAUCAUUAUUUUAGAGUUCUGAAAUUACAUUUGAACAGAUCUUCUUAGUUUUAGCCUGGUUGUGGCUGGGAAGGAGUGUAAGGGUUUUUGGUGAUGUAUACAUGUAGUUUUUGGGUUAAUCAUAAAAUAUCUUAGGAGCUGUCUUGGAUAUUUUUGGAAAUCCUGGUCAUGACAAGACAAAAAUCUCAUGCACUUGACUCAGAAAAAGUUGGCAGGUAUUAGAGAGCCUUUCCAAAGUCAAACCUAAUUUAUUAAACUGGCAACAUGCAGUGCAUUUGAGAUAGUCAGGGCUCCAAAUACUGAACUUUAUGUCCAAGCCAUUGAUCACUACAUGUACAUAUGUUCUUAAAUUGAAUUAAUUACCAUACAUACUGAGAUAUACUCACCAAAAAGUUUUCAACUUUCUUACACAAAAUGGUUUCUAGCCAAUCGGAGCCACAAACAAUGUUUUUCACAUGUGAGAAAAUUAGUUUGUACAAUCAGAAUCAAUGUACAGUACAUAAUUCUGUUAAGCAAAUCAAGACAAAAUGGAUGGCAGACCUACAUAAUUUAUUUUUUUAUAUAUUUUUGACAUACCGAAAUUUAUUGUAAUUUGAUUGUGAAUAAAACUAUACCUAAAAUUUGAUACACAAAAUUAUUAAAAUUGUGUAUACCAUUGAUACUUGGGUAAAAUAAAAGUUAACAGUCUUUGUUAUAGUACUUAGUUCUUUACAAAAGUUUUGUCCAAUGUUCUGAAUGUUGUUUGUGUUAUGGUUUAAUUUUAUCCCUGGUUUAAAUUUAUUUUCAUUUGUCUUCGGGUAUGUAUAAUAAUGAGUUAAAACUAAGGUAAAGUAAACUUAAUCCAAGGAUAAAAUAAAAACCUCAACAUGCAAAGUACUUUGUCUUUCAGGUGCUGAUCCAACGGACAAGUGUGGGUUCCACUACUCUCCUCUACAAAUGGCAGCUGAACAAGGUGGACUCAGAGCUUUGAAAGCAGCAUUUGAUUGCCUUCCUGACUACCGCAGGAAAGAUCAGAAGGUCCUUGACAGCAUCCUACUUGCUGUGUUUCAGAGCUCAUGCUAUGAGUGUGUGACAGGCCUGGGUGACCUGUGCCAGCGGUGCCUUGGUGGGGAUGGUCCACAUCGAUCAGAUGCAACAUGGACAGGGGUGCUUGAUUUCCUCACAGAACUAAAUUACAAACCAUCCAAGAAGUACCUGGACAGCAUGCAGGAAUUUCCCAAGAAAAAGAAGCUCUUUGCUUAUUAUGUCUGCAAGCUGCGAGGAGAGGAGCCAAAAGAAGCGGCAGAGGGUCCAGAUUUGAGAAGAAGGCCACUGUCUCUUACACAGCCAUCCAGCCUUUCAACAUUCCUGUCAGCACUGGGGCAGUUUGGAGACCUUCCCAGUCAACUGCAGAAACAGCUUCAAAGCACUAAAGCCAUCAUGCCCAAGUCAGUGAAGUCAAUGUGUGAGAAUUGCAAAGGUAGUGAAAGGAAGAUGAUGGUUUGUGGGCAGUGUCGUCAGGCUUACUACUGCUCCCGAGAAUGUCAGAAGAAAGACUGGAAACAGCACAAGAAGUCUUGUGCAACAAGAAAGGAGUGAAGAAAGUUCUUUAUUCUUAUUAGUAUCAGUUAUCGUGCCAUUCAUAAAGAGUAUUGUCCAUGUUGAUAAAUAGGAGGAAAUAGAUUGCUUUGUUAUCUGUGUAAAGAACUAUACUUGUACAUUAUUUUCUGCCAUGUUCUUUAAUGGAAAUCAAUUUUUCUCAGUCUUCAGCCACGUGGUAUAUGUUCACGUUUUUAUAAUCGUUGCUGUUUUGCCUUGUGGAUGAGUACAUAGGGGGGUUUUGCUAUGUUAAGCACUGACAGCUUUUAAAGAAUUAAAUAACCCAAAGGCAUUUAUUUUUAUAGCAUUGCCGAAGUUAUGGCAUGUUGAAAAAAGUUUUAUCAGAAUUUCAUGACAG